Paramuricea clavata is the source of this 228-nucleotide messenger RNA. NCBI's taxonomy places the organism in Eukaryota, Metazoa, Cnidaria, Anthozoa, Malacalcyonacea, Plexauridae. The record is from the annotation of a GenBank genome assembly.
AUGGAUGCGCAAAAUAACCUAUUGGUUAAAUUUGCUGACGAUAUAACGACAAGUGCUCCAGUAAAAUCAGGAUCGGAUUCUGCUGAGGCUGAGGUGGAAAGCAUUCAGAAUUGGUCGGAAGCAAAUCAAAUGACAUUAAAUCUUUCUAAAACGUGGGAAAUGGUUGUGCACUGUGGGUCCAUGAAACCGUUACCGGCACCGAUUGUAACUACCGAUUGUAGGCAUUGA